Messenger RNA from Aspergillus calidoustus, 393 nucleotides. The record is from the annotation of a GenBank genome assembly. Lineage: Eukaryota; Fungi; Ascomycota; Eurotiomycetes; Eurotiales; Aspergillaceae.
AUGAAAGCUCGAUCUGCCUUUCCUUCUUCCUACACUGGAUCUCAUUGGCUUGACUCGAAGUUGGUCAAAUGCAUCUUGGAUGAUAUAUGGUACCACAACCAAUUUAGUGGCGUCGUCUCGUCGUGGUACCUUGAGCAGUUUCCACUUUCUUCCUGCGGGGGUAGCAAGAAUGGUGGGGGUGGAGGGGCCCGAGAAGGGUCGACAGCAAGAUUGAGGUCAGUCUGUAUCUCGGCAGUCAUUACUGCUGAUCGUGACUUGUUCCUUUCGUUUACCGAAGGACAAAUUGGGCUUAUUGGGGUCCGUAUCGAAAGAAAGAUAUUAUCAGGUCAGAAAAGAUUUGUCACCGCGCCGGGCAAGAGCCUCGCGUUAGGCUCCACAAACCACGGCCAGUAA